Messenger RNA from Gossypium raimondii (Peruvian cotton), 816 nucleotides. RefSeq names its product probable transcription factor At5g28040. NCBI's taxonomy places the organism in Eukaryota, Viridiplantae, Streptophyta, Magnoliopsida, Malvales, Malvaceae. Gene Ontology annotation, biological process: regulation of DNA-templated transcription. The transcript has a single exon. Gene Ontology annotation, cellular component: nucleus. The coding region runs from base 1 to 816 and encodes 271 amino acids. The record is from RefSeq and is a predicted model, not a curated record.
AUGGAUUCCAGCCAACCCCACCCCUCAAAACCCUCUGCCUCCAAACUCCCCAUCAAGCGUAAAUCCCCUCACCACCCCCAGUUCUUCACCCCAAAACUUGAAUACCAACCCAUCAUUCUUCCUCCCCCCAAACCCAAACCCCAACCCCAAACCCCUCCUUUCAAAUUCCAACGGAUCUGGUCAGAGCCCGACGAGAUCCGUUUCCUCCAAGCCCUUCUCCGAUCCCAUCAUCUCUCUUUCCCCAAAGACCUCCCUCUUUUCUACUCCUCCUUUUCCCACUCCAUGUCUCAACCUUAUACCAAGUCCCAACUCUCCGAAAAGCUUAGGAGACUUAGGAAAAAGUUCAGGGUCGUUUCCUCUAGGCUGGCUCGAGGCUUGAACCCUUCUUCUCUCUCUCUUCAUGAUCGAGCUCUGUUUGAUCUUUCUAAAAGGCUUUGGAGCCCCGAGUUUGCUUCCUCUUCCCCUUUUGGUAAGAACAGUUCCGGGUUUAAUGGCGUUGCUGGGAAUGGUUUUGAUGAUUGUGACACAAUUGAUGAUGAUGGGGAAGUGAAGAUUAACGGGGUUAGUUUGCAUUAUGAUUUUGCCGCGGGAAGGGAUGAGGUUAUUAGUGGCGAGACAAUUGAUGGGGUGUUGGCGAAAAGCGUGUUGAAUGCGUUCGAUGAGUGUAUCAAGGAGGUUCGGGUGAUGUUCAUGAAGCAGGGUGUGGUGUGCAUGGAUACAACGGAGAGGAAGUGGAAGGAGCAAAGGGUUUCUGAGUUUGACGUGUUGGGUAGGCGGCUGAGGCUGGUUAUCGAGAAUUCUUUGACUAGGCGAUGA